Molecule: messenger RNA, 735 nt
Organism: Penicillium soppii
Lineage: Eukaryota; Fungi; Ascomycota; Eurotiomycetes; Eurotiales; Aspergillaceae
Product: PSME3-interacting protein
Exons: 2
Coding region: 1-735 (244 amino acids)
Cellular component (GO): nucleus
Source: RefSeq, a predicted model, not a curated record
AUGUCAUCGGGUUUCGUUUCAGCCGGAACUAAUGAGCAGCCGAUUGAGCGCGAUGAUGAAUGGCUCAAAGUGCAAAAGGAAUUAGAGGAGGAGCGGAGGCGGAAAGCUGAGAUAGGAAAGCAGGAUGAGGGAAAAAGUCUCUUUGAGGUGCUGGAGCGGAAUAAAAUGGCCAAACAAGAAGCCUUUGAAGAGAAAUCGCGCCUCAAAAACCAAUUCCGUUCCCUCGACGACGAUGAAGUCGACUUCCUGGAUUCAGUGCUGGAAUCUACACGCGCCAAGGAGGCUGCCAUAAAGAAAGAAACCGCUGAUCAGCUCGAGGCCUUCCGACGACAGCGCGAGCAGGCGGACAAAGGAUUGUUGGGAACCUCGACGGAGAAGGUAGAUCCGGGAAAGGCUGAGGAUGAUUGGUCCGCGCCUGUGCGCAAACGACGACGUGAUAAGAAGAAGGAGUCAUUGAUUUCGAAGAGGCGCAAAUCUUCCGUCGCGACCAAUCCCGGUGGGGAGGAUACACAGAAGGGUCCGGACUCGCAAACACAGGCAGAAGACAGCCCCGGCACAAAGCCGCUUGAUCAGAAGACGUCCAAACCAAACCAAGCCACAACUGUUCCUCCCAAGCCCACUGAUGCUAGACAGUUAGAGUCGGCAACACAGGCCCAACCGAACCCAGCGGCCAAACCCGCGCCAAAGCCUCUUGUUUCGCUUGGUCUGGGAGACUACGCCUCUGACUCGGAAUGA